AUGGGAAACGUACCUUUCGAAUUAGCACCACAAAACAAAUCAAUGCCAAAUUUCAUUAAAACUCAAUCUAUGGCAAAUACCGUAUAUCUCAUCAAACAUAAUCCUUCUCAAGGGAAAAAAUCACAUAUGUCAAUUAUCGUUGACCUAGCGGGUGAAUCAAAUGCAAAACAAAUACAAGGAUUAUUGCUUCACGCUCUUGUUGAUCGACCAGUACAAAGUGUAGUAGCAUUAACAAAAUUUGAGCAUUUAACACAUGUUGUCGAAAAAAAUGAAGUUGAGUAUCGUGUAAUUGGGCAAUUGGAAUCUAGUGCAUAUCUUGCUGAUGUUCAUAUGAUUCCAAAUGCAUUGAAAAAUCUACUUGUAAGUGACAAUCCAAUGAUUCCAGAUGUAUAUAAAAAUGUACUUGCAUCCCAAUUUUAUACAAACUUGUGUUCAACUCAUCGUGCUCCAAGUGAACGUGGUAAUAUAUAUUUAAUACCAUUAGGAGAAGCUGUUUAUCAUGAGCUGAUACAACGUAAUUCAGGAAUAAUAUGUUGGAGUAGUGUAGUAAAUUGUCAAAAAUAUGCUAG
Rotaria sordida is the source of this 569-nucleotide messenger RNA. NCBI's taxonomy places the organism in Eukaryota, Metazoa, Rotifera, Eurotatoria, Philodinida, Philodinidae. The record is from the annotation of a GenBank genome assembly.